CUUUGCUGCUCUUAGGAAUAGUACAGCACUGUGUUGCACUUAGAGUCACUGCAGUUGUGCUGGCUGAGACCAUGAUAUGUUCUUUAAGGCUUCAUGGAGCAUUCCUUGCGCCUCACCCAGUUGAUAGUGUUAUCCUAGAGGGCUAUUAGUGGCAGAGCUGAUUUUGUUUCUUUAAAUGAAUGAUGCCAAUGGGAAUGGCAUGUUAGGCAGGGCAGCUGCAAGCUCGUCCUGAAACACAACCACCCUUGGAAACCCUAUCCCUACCCCACUGACCCAUGCAGGCUGACUUCAUACUGUUGACUGACCAUGCCGGUUGCGUCAAUGCCUGAAAUGUUACUGCUUCCUGGCAGCAGGGUGGAUCCUGUCGGUGUGACUGAUAACGUGUUACUCGAAGCAGGGGAAAAGCUGCAUUUACACAUCUUAGCCAUGGCUGACAACACAGGCCUGUUAGUUGUGAGGUGAAAGAAUCCUCACUCAGGAUGUCCCUGCAAAGCAUGCUUCCAAAUGCUAUGCUCUGGAACUUUUAGGCAAUAUAAUCUCCUCUUCACAACAGAUAAAGCUGAGUCCCAGCCGCUCACUAUCUUUAGCUCUGUCCCUUGCACUUACAAAUGUGCUCUGGUGCUAUACCUCAAGCCUCUAGGUCUGAAAUGCUCUGCCCAUGGAGAGGCUGUGUUGCAGAGCCCAUUGCUGGAAAAUAACAUUCUAUGGAACUGCCUCUCUUCUGCUGAAAUUCUGGCACCGCUGCCUGUUGCGGCAGGAGAAGGAGAAAACCUUUCUCCUUUUUUGUUCUGUGUGAGGGUCACUCGCUUUUAAGAGCACAGAGCAGUGCUGAGCCCUGCAGAUGCCUGGAGUUCUCAGUGAUAAAGCCCGUUGCUCUGCCUCUCCUUUCCCCUCACUGCACUGGACUUAUCUGGGUGCCUGAGUUAUGUUAAGUGGCGGGUGCGUGCCUGUUCUCCAUUCCCCUUGCUGCUUUUGCUCCUUGGAUUUCAAUUCCAAACAUGGUUAUCCCUCUGGGGUCCCUCUCCUCGCCGCUGCCAAGUGAUAGACGUACCAAAUCCAACCCUGCCCUCCCUGCCGCUCUCUCGCGGGCUCAUUUUCACUGCCAGAGGGCUGGCGACAGGAGCGCUGCAACCAGAUCUCUAACUGGGCUCAGAGUUUUCCAGCUAAUGGCCUCUGCUUUCUCUUUGCCUGAGUUUUUUCAGCUUCUGUUUUGCCAGAUCUGCUUUUCUUUGGUGCGGCUAGGGAGAGGGCCAGCCUGAUUUGUGAGCCACAAAGAGGAAAAGUGAGCUCUUUGGGGAUUUUUUGGUAGUGCAAACAUCUGGCAGAGCUUUAACAUGUUGCUGUGAAGUGCACUGCUGAGGGACCGGCCGGCACUGAGGAGUAGGAGGAGGAACAGCCACCCAGCAGCUCUGCUUUCAGACCUCUGCACUCUUUGCAUAUGACAAUUGCUUUUUAACUCCAGCCAGCCGGGGCAGGAUGAGCACCAGCAGCCCCUCCUGGGACCAAGCUGUCCUCCAGCCUCCUGCCUGCAAUGCCUGGAAGGAGCACAUGGAGGGAGCGGCCUACCAUCUGGCCAGCUGUAUCGUCCUCCUAGGCUACAUGGGUGGCAGCGGCAUCUUUGGGUCCCUCUACAUUUUUGGCCUCCUGGCCCCGGGCUACUUCUGCUAUGCUCUGUGGGGCUGGCUGAGCGCCUGUGGCCUUGACAUCUUAGUCUGGAAUGUGCUGCUCGUCCUCACCUGCGUGCUGCAGCUGGCUCACCUGGCUUACCGACUCCGCAGAGACACCGUCCCCGAAGAGUUUGAGCUUCUCUACAAGGCCAUGUACCUGCCCUUGCAGGUGCCCCUGGAAGUCUACAGAGAAAUUGUGAAGUGCUGUGAAGAGCAAGUGCAAUCAUUAGUCCGAGACCAGAAUUACGCAGUGGAGGGCAAGACGCCCAUCGACCGGCUCUCCUUGCUGCUGUCUGGCAGGGUCCGUGUGAGCCAGGAUGGGCAGUUCCUCCACUACAUCUUUCCAUACCAGUUCCUGGACUCUCCAGAAUGGGAGUCACUACGGCCUUCCGAGGAAGGAACCUUCCAGGUCACACUGACAGCUGAAACUGACUGCAGCUACAUCACCUGGCCGAGGCGGCGGCUGUACCUCCUCCUGAGGAAGGACCGCUACAUUGCCCGCCUCUUCUCCUCCCACUUGGGCUAUGACAUCUCAGAGAAGCUCUACUCCCUCAAUGAGAAGCUCUUCGCCAAGUUUGGUCUCCGCUUUGACAUCCGCUUGCCCAGCCUCUACCAUGUCCUGGGCCCGGCCUCCUCAGAGGGGGAGCUGGAGGAGGCCGAGGAGCUGCCGCGCUCACCACAGCCUGAACAUGGGCUGGACGGGGCCUUGGAACCCCCUCCACAGCCUCCGCCACCACCACCACCUGCUUCACGCCCUCGGUCCUCCCGGGCUGAGAGCGACCUGCUGGGUGAGGACUCCACCAGUCUUGUCUUGGAAGAUUUUGCUGAGUUACCAGGGUCAUUUAUGGACUAUGUGAGCGAAGGGGAGUAUAUGAAGUGAGGGUGCUCCCUGCACGGGCAUGCGUCACCCCAUGUGGCACCCCUGCCCUCUGAGAACCUCCGGAGCCACCUUCCUGCUCCCUGCAAAGGACGAGCUCCCCUGGCUCCCACGCAGACCCCCGAGCUCUAGGGAACAGCAGGCUGUUUGGAUCCCAAGCCCCACCUGGGGGGCGUGUGUACUCACACACCUUUCUGACCAGAUGGACACUCUGUAGAACGCACCAAAAUGUCUGCCUGCAUGGACACGAACACUCAGGAGCACAUUGAAGCACACGCGUGGGACUGCAGUGACCCUCCAGCACCUCCCACUCCACAAUGUUUGCUUCAACCUGCUGGCCCCAGGGUGAUUCCCUGGUUUGGUUUCUAGUCCUGCCUGUCCAGGGCAUGUCAGCAGGCCUGGUACCAUGGCACCGCAGUACGGCUGCAAGCAGCAUGAGCUGCUCACGGGAUCUGUGUUCCCUUUGAUUUAACGAUUCCAAUUAAAGACAGAGGAGAAGUUGGUGGUGUU
Molecule: messenger RNA, 3054 nt
Organism: Lagopus muta (rock ptarmigan)
Lineage: Eukaryota; Metazoa; Chordata; Aves; Galliformes; Phasianidae
Gene: POPDC2
Product: popeye domain containing 2
Exons: 4
Coding region: 1477-2547 (356 amino acids)
Cellular component (GO): sarcolemma
Molecular function (GO): cAMP binding
Source: RefSeq, a predicted model, not a curated record